Messenger RNA from Ustilago hordei, 459 nucleotides. RefSeq lists its product as uncharacterized. The coding region runs from base 1 to 459 and encodes 152 amino acids. The transcript has 2 exons. Gene Ontology annotation, cellular component: nucleus; cytoplasm. NCBI's taxonomy places the organism in Eukaryota, Fungi, Basidiomycota, Ustilaginomycetes, Ustilaginales, Ustilaginaceae. Gene Ontology annotation, molecular function: protein tyrosine phosphatase activity. The record is from RefSeq and is a predicted model, not a curated record.
AUGUCGUUCAAGCCACUCUACAGCUAUGUCGAUGGCGACACCCUCGCCGAAACAGUGCGCAAGCAUGCUUCUGACCCAAAUCAAAAAGAAGUUGCGAUCGUCGAUGUUAGAGACGACGACUUUGUGGGAGGCAACAUCGUCACGGCCAAGAACCAUCCCUCUUCCAGGCUCGAUGAUGAGAUCGAAGAUCUCGUUUAUGGCCCGCUCAAAGACUACAAGCAGGUCAUCUUCCACUGCCAUCUCUCGCAGGCGCGCGGGCCAAAAGCAGCAGGCAAGUAUGCGCAGGCAAGACAAGAAGCUCUCGACUUGGGCAAGUUGAAGACAGGGGAAAGUGAAGCGCAGCCAAAGCAACAAGUGCUUGUGCUUAGAGGCGGAUUUAAGGAGUUUCAAGACAAAUACAAGAAAGAUCCCGAAGUCAUCGAAAAAUACGACGCUUCCGCAUGGGAGUACCGCGACUAG